Conger conger (European conger) is the source of this 3076-nucleotide messenger RNA. Its product is annotated as tripartite motif-containing protein 16-like. The record is from RefSeq and is a predicted model, not a curated record. The transcript is spliced from 9 exons. Gene Ontology annotation, molecular function: protein binding; zinc ion binding. Bases 478 to 2520 code for a protein of 680 amino acids. NCBI's taxonomy places the organism in Eukaryota, Metazoa, Chordata, Actinopteri, Anguilliformes, Congridae.
CUGAGGUGAAAGAGCUGAUCAGAGAUCAGGAGAAGGCUGCAGUGAGUUGGGCUGAUGGACUCCUGGAGCGACUGGAGGAGGAGAUUGCUGAGCUGAGGAGGAGAAACGCUGAGCUGGAGCAGCUUUCACACACAGAGGAUCACAUCCAUUUCCUCCAGGUAACAUCACUGGCUCUCUGACAGUCUGCACAUGUACACUGUACAUACAUGGAGAGAUGUGUUCCUCAUUUAUAAAGAUCUGCUCCUGGCAUCUGCACAGGAAUCUGUACUGAGACUGUUCUCUGUCUGUCUGUCUGUCUGUGCCGCUCCUGGACCUGGAGACUUACCCAGCAUCACUGUCAGUCCACACAUCUCUUUUGAGGCUGUGAGGAAAUGUGUCUCUGAGCUGAAAGAGCAACUGGAGGACGUCUGCAAGGGGGAACUGCUCAAAAUUUCAGAAUCAGAUUCUGAAUGAAAACUAGUCAAUUUGAAUAGUAACAUGGCAGAGGCUGCAGGUCUUCUGGAUCAGGACCAGUUCAGCUGUUCGAUCUGUCUGGAUCUACUGAAGAAUCCGGUGACUAUUCCCUGUGGACACAGUUACUGUAUGGGCUGUAUUAAGGGCUACUGGGAUCAGGAUGAUCAUACUGGUGUCUACAGCUGUCCCCAGUGCAGAGAGACCUUCACCCCAAGGCCUGUUUUAAGAAAAAACACUAUGUUUUCUGAAAUGUUGGAGAAACUGAAGAAGACAGGCCUCCAAGCUGCUCCUCCUGCUCACUGUUACGCUGGACCUGGAGACGUGGCGUGUGAUGUCUGUACUGGGAGAAAGCACAAAGCCAUCAAGUCCUGUCUGGUGUGUCUGGCCUCUUACUGUGAAACUCAUCUCAAAAUUCAUAAUGAACUGAACCCAGGAAAGAGACACAAGAUGGUCAACGUCACUGGAAACCUGGAGGAGAUGAUCUGCUCUAAUCAUGACAAACUGCUGGAGGUUUACUGUUAUACCGAUCAGCAGUGUAUCUGUUAUCUGUGUACAAUGGAUAAACACAGUGGCCAUGAAACAGUAUCAGCUGCAGCAGCAAGGACUGAGAAACAGAAGCAGCUGGGUGAAUUCCAGAGUGAAUUCCAGCAGGGAAUCCAGGAGAGAGAGAAGGAGCUGCAGGAUCUGAGACAGGCUGUGCAGUCACUCAAGCGCUCUGCACAGGCAGCAGUGAAGGACAGUGAGAGGAUCUUUACUGAGAUGAUCCGCUCCAUUGAGAGAAGGUGCUCUGAGGUGAAAGAGCUGAUCAGAGAUCAGGAAAAGGCUGAAGUGAGUCGGGCUGAAGGACUCCUGGAGCGACUGGAGCAGGAGAUUGCUGAGCUGAGGAGGAGAGAUGCUGAGCUGGAGCAGCUUUCACACACAGAGGAUCACAUCCAUUUCCUCCAGAGCUGUCAGUCUGUCUGUGCCCCUCCUGGACCUGGAGACUUACCCAACAUCACUGUCAGUCCACACGUCUCUUUUGAGGCUGUGAGGAAAUAUGUCUCUGUACUGAAAGAGCGACUGGAGAAUGUCUUCAUGGUGGAACUGGUCACAAUUUCUGAAUCAGUGAAAGAAGUCCAUACUGUAGAGCCCAGGACCAGAGAGGAUUUCUUCCUAGGAAGGUCUGCAAUGAUUGAGCCUAUAAAUACGCAAACCGGUUUUUCGGGACAAUCACCUUUUCACAGAGGUAACAUGGUGAAAGCAUUCCUUACUGUAGAGCCCAGGAUCAAAGACAAUUCCUUCCGAGGAAGGUCUGCAAUGAUUGAGCCUAUAAAUACGCAAACCAGUUUUUUGGGACAAUCACCUUUUCACAGAGUGAAAGAAUUCCCUUCUGUAGAGCCCAGGACCAGAGAGGAUUUCUUCCAGUAUUUCUGUCAGCUCACACUGGACCCCAACACAGUGCAUAAGCAGCUCUGGCUGUCUGAGGGGAACAGGGUGGUGACCUCUAUGGGAGAGCUCCAGUUUUAUCCUCAUCAUCCAGAGAGAUUUGACUGCCAGGAUCAAGAUCCCAGACACCCCAGUCUGGCCCAGUACCACAGAGCAAACCGUUACCGCUCUGAUGAUCAUUACAUGUUUCAAAGUUUGAAGAAGAUUGUGGUACGUACUAUUGAUGCACAGAAAUUAUAUAUGUAUAACCAGGUGCUGUGCAGAGAGGGUCUGUCUGGACGCUGUUACUGGGAGGCUGAGUGGAGUGGGAAUGACUAUGUCUCUAUAGCAGUGACAUAUAAAGAGAUCAGCAGGAAAGGGCCGGAUGAUGCUUGUUUUCUGGGAGGUAAUAACAUGUCCUGGGCUUUGCGCUGCUCUCCCUCCAGGGACUCUUUCAGUCACAAUAAUAUGAGCACUGAAAUCCCUGGUCCCUCCUCCUCCAGAAUAGGAGUGUACCUGGAUCACAGGGCAGGAACUCUGUCCUUCUACAGCGUCUCUGACACAAUGACCCUCCUGUACAGAGUCCAGACCACAUUCACUCAGCCCCUCUAUCCUGGGUUUGGUUUGGGUCUUCAAUCCUCUAUAAGACUGUGUGAUCUGUGAUGAGUCAGAAAUUCACUCAGCCCCUCUACCCUGGGUUUGGGGUUGGUGUUGGAUGUUCUGUAAAACUGGAAAACAGGCGCGGGAGGUGAAAAGGGAGGUUUUUUCAGUUGAUUAUUCCUUGUACAUUGGUUUUCCAUGGUCCGCCUGGUCGCUUGCUAUUGCUGAGCUCACCAUUUUGCCUCUGAUGGUUUUCACGUAAUGCUUUACAUUACAUUACAGUUGAUUAGACUAAGCAGGAGACGAUCCUUUUGGAGCGAUGCAGGGUUAAGGGCCUUGCUCAAGGGCCCAACGGCUGUGCGGAUCUUAUUGUGGCUACACUGGGAUUAGAACCACCAACCUUGCGUGUCCCAGUCGUUUACCUUAACCACUACGCUACAGGCCACCCCAGCUUUACUGGCACCGAUACGUCUCUGGCGGCUCCUGCUGAAAAUUUCACACCAUAACUCUCGACCUAGUUAUUUUAUGUUUCUUGUGUACGAGCUAAUGAUACCAAGACACACUUGAUCUGCCAAUUGUCCAAUUACUUUUGGUCACCAAAAAUGGGGAAGCUAUGUAU